GUAUGGCCCUUAACUAUCUGAGCUGAACGGGGACUCUGGUUAUCUGGGGAACGACGUAAAGCGUCGGCCGCAGUGUCAAAGCUUCACUGUUUUGUCACAAAUAACCAUUAAUAUAUCAUUUUGAUGUGUAAAAAGUAAUAGCCAGCGUAGUUGAGCUAUCAGUAACUUACCCGCAAGCCAAGACAUGUCCACCCCGGCCAGACGAAGACUUAUGAGGGACUUUAAACGGCUACAGGAAGAUCCUCCAGCGGGCGUCAGUGGUGCUCCUUCUGAAAACAACAUCAUGGUGUGGAAUGCAGUCAUAUUUGGCCCUGAGGGAACUCCCUUUGAGGAUGGUACAUUUAAACUCAUUAUAGAAUUCACAGAAGAAUAUCCCAACAAGCCCCCCACAGUACGAUUUGUCUCCAAGAUGUUUCAUCCAAAUGUCUACGCAGAUGGCAGUAUAUGUCUAGACAUACUACAGAAUCGUUGGAGUCCUACUUACGACGUCUCUUCUAUUCUUACUUCCAUCCAGUCUCUGCUUGACGAACCAAACCCCAACAGUCCAGCCAACAGUCAAGCAGCCCAGCUGUACCAGGAGAACAAACGGGAGUACGAGAAGCGGGUGUCGGCUAUUGUUGAACAAAGCUGGAGGGACAGUUGACCUGCCAACCCGACCGCUGCUCGCUCCAUCGUUAAGCUGUGUGCUGCAAGUUUUAGUGGAGUAACUGAAUUUUUAAAUAUUUUUGCUCCCAUCCUUUUAAGCUUUUAUGCACUUUACCCUCAACUUCCCCAACAAGUGUUUUUCUUUCGGCCCAGCAAGAGGUUUUUAUUAUUUGGUUCCCUUCGUUUUCUAGUCAACCAGGGGCAAUGUGCUUCCUCAGAAUGGGCCAUUAAGCCAAAAAAAAAAAAAAACUCUGGUGUGUUCUUACUAAUAACUUCCCAUGACUUAAGGUAAACGUCACAAGGGUGCAUCAUUUAAGUCGUGGGUUCUUUGUUGUGCUCCUGAUUCGUUUAGCCCGUUUUCACGAUGCAGUGGAAUAAUAAGCAGUCUGAGCUUCACCUACUACAGCUAAAUCAAACAUCUCUACCCCACGUCCGUUGAUGUGUUGUGAACUGUUACAUGCAUGACAGUGUAUUCACAAUCCUGUUGAGUUCUUGUGUAUAUAAAGAAACCUGCAACUGAAAUUAUGUACAGAUUUUGCACUGGUUGUCCCUCAUGUCACUUUUCCAGUUCUUGUAAAUAAAGUCGUCCUUAACAGGGAA
Messenger RNA from Girardinichthys multiradiatus, 1245 nucleotides. RefSeq names its product ubiquitin conjugating enzyme E2 A, like (gene ube2al). The coding region runs from base 185 to 643 and encodes 152 amino acids. The transcript has 6 exons. Gene Ontology annotation, cellular component: HULC complex. The record is from RefSeq and is a predicted model, not a curated record. Gene Ontology annotation, biological process: protein polyubiquitination; DNA repair; proteasome-mediated ubiquitin-dependent protein catabolic process. NCBI's taxonomy places the organism in Eukaryota, Metazoa, Chordata, Actinopteri, Cyprinodontiformes, Goodeidae. Gene Ontology annotation, molecular function: ubiquitin conjugating enzyme activity.